AUGGGAGAUCAAAAUCAGCUUCUUAAGGAUUUCGCAGCCCCAAAUUCUCAAGGCACACAGUCAAGCAUUACAAGGCCCAAUGUUGAAGCUAAUAACUUUGAGCUGAAACCAUCACUGCUCUUAAUGGUUCAGCAUAAUCGGAGGAGAUUAUUUCCGUUCUCUCUAAGGGACAAGGAUAGGGCUUGGUUGCACUCAUUGCCAACUGGGUCCAUCACCACUUGGGAUCAAUUGUCCAGAGCGUUUCUUGCAAAGUAUUUUCCUCCAAGUAAAACAGCACAGAUGAGGAACCAAAUCACAAGCUUUGUACAGAAGGAAGGAGAGUCACUUUAUGAAGCUUGGGAACGCUACAAGGAAUUAUUGAGUAUGUGCCCUCAUCAUGGAUUGGAGAAGUGGUUAAUUGUUCACACCUUCUACAACGGGCUCACUUACAACACACGGAUGACUGUUGAUGCUGCUGCAGGAGGAGCUUUGAUGAACAAAACAAUAGACGAGGCAUACACUCUCAUUGAAGACAUGGCUCAGAAUCACUAUCAAUGGGCGAACGAGCGUGCUCCUCAUACAUCAAUAGGAGGCAAGUAUGAAAUAGAUGCUUUAGACCAUAUAUCCUCUAAAGUUGAUGCUUUAUUUAAGAAAGUUAAGUAUGAAAUAGAUGCUUUAGACCAUAUAUCCUCUAAAGUUGAUGCUUUAUUUAAGAAAGUUGAAGGUUUGAGUAUUAAUUCUGUGGCAGACCAUAUAUCCUCUAAAGUUGAUGCUUUAUUUAAGAAAGUUGAAGGUUUGAGUAUUAAUUCUGUGGCAUCUACUUCAAUUUCAUGUGAGAUAUGUGGCUAUGUGGGUCAGUCUGCACUUCAAUGUCAAUUAGGAAACCCCCCAUCCAUUGAUACUUCUGGUAAUGAGCAAGUUAACUAUGUUAAUAACUUUAAUCAGAAGGGAGACCCAUUCUCUAAUACUUAUAAUCCGAGAUGGAGGAAUCAUCCUAAUUUAUCUUAUAGAAACCCACCUGAAAAUCCCAUGCCCGCAUCUAAUUUUGGUCCUCCUGGUUUUCGUCCCCCUCAAUCCAAUUUCCCUUCUCAAAAGUCAAAUUUGGAAAAUAUGAUGGAGAAGUUUGUGAUGACUCAAUCGAAAUUGAAUGAAGAGUUUAAGCAACAACUACAAACCACGAAUGAGGUAGUAAAACAAUUGGCCUCUAAGAUGGAUUCCCUAGCUACACAUAACAAGAUGUUAGAGACACAAAUCACUCAAUUGGCGCAAAAUGUUAGCUCUUCUUCUAGGCCUUCAGGUAUGCUACCUGGACAACCCGAGACGAAUCCCAGGGGUCAUGUGAAUGCUAUAAACCUUAUGAGUGGAAAACAAUAUGAGGGACCUAAGAUGAAGGAAAAUGAUGGGGUGGAUGGUCAUCAUGAAGAGAAAAACAAAAAUGUGAUAGAUGUGAAUAAUGAGACCCAGAUGCAGGAAGAAGAAAAAGUUGAGAAAUAUGUGGCUCCCGCUCCUUAUAAGCCUCCUCUACCCUUUCCACAAAUGUUAGCUAAGGCUAAGUUAGAAAAGCAGUUCGGAAAAUUUUUGGAGAUUUUGAAAAAGUUGCACAUCAAUAGCUAA
This is a messenger RNA of Asparagus officinalis (garden asparagus), 1593 nucleotides long. RefSeq lists its product as uncharacterized. The coding region runs from base 1 to 1593 and encodes 530 amino acids. Lineage: Eukaryota; Viridiplantae; Streptophyta; Magnoliopsida; Asparagales; Asparagaceae. The record is from RefSeq and is a predicted model, not a curated record. The transcript has 2 exons.